GUAGCCCUGCUGGACCGCAACUCCGAGGCCGGGCAGGAGAGCAAGGCGGCCCUGGACGAGCAGUUUGAAGCGCAGAGGACGGUGUUCAUCCAGUGCGACGUUACGGACCAGGAGCAGCUGAAAGGUGCUUUCAAAAAAGUAAUUGAACACUUUGGAAGGCUGGAUAUUGUGGUUAAUAAUGCUGGAGUGAACAAUGAGAAGGAUUGGGAAAGCACUAUACAAAUUAACUUGACAUCUGUGAUUAGAGGAACCUACCUCGGCCUAGAAUACAUGAGAAAAGGAAAUGGAGGCGACGGAGGAGUAAUCAUUAAUAUCUCGUCUUUGGCAGGACUCAUGCCUGCUGCAUUCCAACCUGUGUACUGUGCUACAAAGCAUGGUGUAAUUGGAUUCACACGGUCAAUAGCAUUAGCUGCUAAUAUGGAAAACUACGGUGUGAGACUCAACACAAUUUGUCCAGGAUUUGUCAACACACCAAUUCUUCAGUCAAUAGAUAAAGAAGAGAAUAUGGGACAAUAUUAUUCAUAUAAGGAUGAAAUAAAAAAUAUGAUGCAGUUCUAUGGCGUGAUGGACCCAUCAAUAAUUGCUGAGGGACUGAUAACAAUAAUUGAAGAUGAUACUCUAAAUGGAGAAGUUAUGAAGAUUACAGCAUCCCAAGGGAUUCAUUUUCAACAAUACAGCCAAACACCUUUUACAUCAUCAAAGAGAUAAAUAAUUGUUUUAUGCUAAUUAUUUUUUGCUUUUCUUAAAUAUAAAAAAUUUUGAAAACAGUAAUUUUGGGGAAAAAAGGUUAGUGUUGUAUCUAGAGCAGUGACAGUAUUCAAACAUUCGCAUCCUAAUAACAAAGAGAUGGACAAGAAAAUCUGGUGUGGGAAGAUGUUACCAUAGUGUUUUGAUUCUAUAAGCACUAAUAAUAGUAUUUAUUCAGUAGAAUAAACACACUGCUCUGAAGAUUUUUGAUAAUGUAGUAAUAGGGGCCAGUUUUUUCCUUCUGGUAGUUCUGAUCUACAUACUCCAAGCGUAUUUUGGUGGACCUGACUUACUUCAUAUAAUUCUUUUCACUGUCGUAAGCGUCUACUUAUUUACAUCUUGAAUUCUUCAGACCAGGAAUUCAGUUGAAGAAUCUAGAACACAAAUAUACCCAUAAGACGUUAGAAUUUACUUUUUCUUAGGAAAUGUAAAAUAGGACAAGAGGCAAAAUUCUCUUUCCUCAUUUAUAUAUGCAACUGAAUAUGUUGCAUAUCACACAAGAAAGUACAGAUUUUUAUCUUCCUGGAUUUUAGCUAUUUAUAAAAUAGUUCAGAAAUAUUUUUGUGUUCUUUUGUAGAUAUAUAUAUGAAUUUUCUCUCUCUGUAUAUACAAGGAUGAAUACAUUGGCAUUGAUUGAAAUGUCUACUUACUCAUUAAAUCUCAUUUUCUAAACCUUUAAAUCUAAUUUCUUGCCUUGAUUGAUUAAAACCUCAAUUAAAUCCC
Molecule: messenger RNA, 1470 nt
Organism: Fulmarus glacialis (Northern fulmar)
Lineage: Eukaryota; Metazoa; Chordata; Aves; Procellariiformes; Procellariidae
Gene: HPGD
Product: hydroxyprostaglandin dehydrogenase 15-(NAD)
Exons: 6
Coding region: 271-708 (145 amino acids)
Cellular component (GO): cytoplasm
Molecular function (GO): oxidoreductase activity, acting on the CH-OH group of donors, NAD or NADP as acceptor
Source: RefSeq, a predicted model, not a curated record